AUGGCUUCUUUCCUUCGAGCUUCGAGCGGCUUGCGCUCAAUGACCGGUCGAGCGGUUCCUGCGAGGUCUUCCUUCAAGUACACGUCCGUCCGGUCUUUGGCAAGCUCGUCGUCCACCGAGUCGUCAUUCUUGGCCGAUGAGCCCGUUGCGCCAAAGGUGGUCACAGCCAUUCCAGGCCCCAAGGCCCAGGAGCACAUUGCGGAGCUCAAUAAGGUGUUUGACACCCGCAGCUUGAACAUGUUGGCAAACUACCAGAAGAGCUAUGGCAAUUAUAUCUCUGAUCCGGACGGCAACAUACUCCUCGACGUGUACGCCCAAAUCGCUUCGAUCCCAGUCGGCUACAACAAUCCCGCCCUUAUCGAAGCCGCAAAGUCCGAUCAAAUGAUUUCUGCUCUGAUCAACCGACCCGCAUUGGGCAACUUCCCUUCACACGACUGGGCUUCCAUCCUUGAGACCGGCAUUCUGCGUGUGGCGCCAAAGGGCCUGGACCAAGUCUUCACUGCCAUGGCGGGCUCGGACGCAAAUGAGACCGCAUACAAGGCUGCUUUCAUGUGGAAGAAACAGCAAGAGCGUGGUGGCCCCGACGUGGACUUUACAGAGCAAGAGUUGACUAGCGCCAUGAAAAACCAGAAGCCAGGUGCGCCCGACUUGUCCAUCAUGUCCUUCAAGUCUGGCUUUCACGGACGUCUAUUUGGCAGCCUGUCCACCACCCGCAGCAAGCCCAUUCACAAAUUGGACAUUCCAGCCUUUGAUUGGCCUCAGUGCUCCUUCCCCAAUCUCCGGUACCCCCUCGAAGAGCACGUCGAGGAGAACGCCGCUGAGGAGAAGAGAUGCUUGGAGGAAGCUGAGCAUCUCAUCAAGACCUAUCACAACCCCGUGGCCGCUGUCGUGAUCGAGCCCAUUCAAUCCGAAGGUGGUGAUAACCACGCAAGCCCCGCGUUCUUCCGUGGUCUCCGAGAAAUUACUCGCCGUAACAACGUUCUGCUGAUCGUGGAUGAGGUCCAGACCGGUGUCGGGGCCACUGGAAAGUUCUGGGCACAUGACCACUGGAACCUGCAAGAUCCUCCUGACAUUGUCACCUUCUCCAAGAAGGCUCAGACUGCUGGUUUCUACUUUGGCAACCCUGCUCUCCGUCCCAAUAAGGCAUACCGACAGUUCAACACCUGGAUGGGUGACCCGGCGCGCGCCAUCAUCUUCCGAGCCAUCAUUAACGAGAUCGAGCGACUGAACCUGGUGGAACACACGGCUAAAGUUGGUAACUAUCUCUAUGGAGAGAUUGAGCGACUGGCCAAGCAAUACCCCGAGCAAUUCCAAAACCUUCGAGGCAAGGGCCAGGGAACUUACAUUGCCUUUGAUAACCCCAAGCGCGACGAGUUCCUGCUCAAGGCCAAAACGUUCGGGAUCAACAUUGGUGGCUGUGGCCCCUCUGCGGUUCGACUCCGACCUAUGCUGAUCUUCCAAAAGCAUCACGCCGAUAUUCUUCUCGAUGGCUUCGAGAACCUGGCCAAGUCUCUUUGA
Molecule: messenger RNA, 1518 nt
Organism: Capronia epimyces CBS 606.96
Lineage: Eukaryota; Fungi; Ascomycota; Eurotiomycetes; Chaetothyriales; Herpotrichiellaceae
Product: 4-aminobutyrate aminotransferase
Exons: 1
Coding region: 1-1518 (505 amino acids)
Biological process (GO): GABA catabolic process
Cellular component (GO): mitochondrion
Molecular function (GO): pyridoxal phosphate binding
Source: RefSeq, a predicted model, not a curated record